Hermetia illucens (black soldier fly) is the source of this 4744-nucleotide messenger RNA. RefSeq names its product late secretory pathway protein AVL9 homolog. The record is from RefSeq and is a predicted model, not a curated record. Lineage: Eukaryota; Metazoa; Arthropoda; Insecta; Diptera; Stratiomyidae. Gene Ontology annotation, cellular component: cytoplasm. The transcript is spliced from 7 exons. The coding region runs from base 177 to 2159 and encodes 660 amino acids.
UCUUGCAAAAAGUGAGUGAAACGUCAGUGAUUGCAGUUCCAGUCUCAGUUGUCUGAUUUUUGUUUACCUUGUCGGCUCGGAUUUCUGAUAAGAUUUCACUGUGAGGGUUGGAAGUUCCAUGUUAAUCAAUGUUGGGAGGAUGGUGUGAAAACUUUGCAGUUAUAUGAGUUGCCAAGAUGUCAGAGUCAAAGCCAAUUUUACAUAUUCUGGUCGUGGGAUUCCAUCACAAAAAAGGAUGCCAGGUUGAAUUCUCUUAUCCUCCCCUGAUACCUGGUACCGAAGGGCGAAAUGAGUGCCCAUCAGGAUGGAAGUAUUUACCAACUUUAGCUCUGCCCGAUGGAUCACAUAAUUUCUCCGAGGACACGGUUUUCUUCAAUCUUCCUAGUCUUCUAGACCCCACCGACAGCAUUUACGGAGUAUCAUGUUAUCGACAGAUUCCUGUUGAAAAAUUAAAAAUAAGAACGGCAGAUGUAACGCGCAGUACAGUUCAAAAGUCCGUGUGCAUUUUAGCUGCGCUUCCAUUAUACGGUUAUAUUGAAGUGAAAUUAUCGCUCAUAGCAAAUGCUUUUUUCGAUCAAGGAGAUUUUUCUUGUACAGACAUCAUAGUGAAAGCAUACGAUCAAUUAAAUGCUUGUCUGAUUGAUGAACCCAACCCUCUUUGCCAUAUUGAUGUUGGACUCCCAUUGAGGGAGAUCAUCUUGAAAUGGCGCCAUAAAACUCUGCUUCUUUUCAAACUGUUUUUACUGCAACGUCGUGUAGUUUGUUUCAGCUCGCCGGUUCGCAAUAUGUGCACCCUGAUUUUGGGCGUUGCAUCGCUUUUCCCGAAGUUGAUGCAGAAAGGGUUCCAAGAAGUUGCUUGCGUACGAACGUCAAGACCACUGUCACCCAUGCCAGACUUUUCAACGACAGGGAAAAAUCGUGAGAAUAAUUUCCAAAUUACAACGAAAGAUUGUGAUAAUGAAACCAUAAGUGAAACGAUAAGUAAUUGCAUGGAACCGAAGGGGGAAAUUGUAGAGGGAAUUGAAAAGGCUAGCGAAAUGUAUGAGCUAAAUCGAGCAGAUUCUAUUGAAUCUGAUGCGAAGAAAUCAGACAGGAACUCCUUGCCUCGUGAUGCCAGUGUGGAUACCUUAGCAUCUACAUUACAUCCGUUGAUUUCGAUUAAACCAGAGUUAUGGCAUGCCCCAAUUCCAAUUUUCGCCAGUGGACAUCUAUGCUUGCCAUAUUUAUCGUUGCCCUAUAUGGAUCUACUUACUGAUCCUUCCGUAUUAAGUUACAUUAUUGGCACGUCGAAUAUACUUUUCCAUCAGAAAAAAAAUUUAGCUGAUGUUCAAAUCGACGUAGAAGCGGGAACCAUUGAAACGAAUGAUUUGGAUUUACGACGACAACUUGUUCUCACAACCGAGGACUUGAGAUUCGUUGAUUUUUUAAUUCGCCACGUUCAAAAUCCAAAAGAAGGAGCUGAAGGUAGUGAGAGUUGGAUACGGGAGCAGUUCCAAGGUUACAUGUUGGCGCUGUUGAAAAUGUCUACGAUGCAAGAAAACACAAAGGACUGUGAACACUUUAAUGGUCAUUUUAUGAUGGCUUGGAAAAAAUCUCAAGGUUAUCUCGAGUGGUACGAAACGAAACCAGAAGAUAGUUUCUUUGAUUCAGUUCCUAGUGGUCAUCCUUUUGCCGGCACGUUAUCGGUGGCUGAUAUGAAGCUCAAAUUAGCACAGACAAUGCAUAAUAGUGAAAGUGGGAGGAAAAUUAAUCAAGCUGUAAAUACAACUAGUCGGGCAGUUGGUGGUGCAAUAUCGCAGGCGAAAGGCGCCUUUUCUAAUUGGUGGUCGUCAAUAACGACUAAUCCUGUCCCAGUAAAUCAGCAACAAUCGCAGCAACCUUUGCCAGAGUCGAUGCAUCCACAUGUUGACUCACAGUUUGCAAAAGAAAAUGAAUCUGACGAACAAAGUAAUGAUGGCAACAAGUCGGUCGACGGGGAUAUAACAGAGGGCGAGGAUCUAUGUGAGCAGAUUGAAAGUAGAAAUAUUAAUGAUGAAUUGGUAGAGGAAAUUGUGGAAGAUAACAGCGUUCCAAGUAAAGAGGAUGGAAUUGUUGAAAUAGCAAAAGAGGCAGAACUUUUAGACAGUAACAAACGAAUGGGGGGCAUUUACACAGUAUAACCGUUCUCUUGCUCUUUGUCGAAGUUGUUUUUUUCAGGAUGUAUAAAUCAAUCCUAUCGCAGGGAAUAGUAAGAUGGCAGAACUUUGAAACAUUUUUACAGUUCGUAUGUAGUGAUUAUUCAAUUGAUUAGUAUUUAUAUAAAAGACGCGUAUUAUGAUAACAAUGACAUGUACGAUGUACCGCAUAACAGGUUUAGUAAUAUGUAAUUGUGAUUUCGAUAAUGUAACUUUGAAUAUUCGAUGCCUGAUGUACUUAUAUUCUAAUUAAUGCGUCAGAAUCAAGAAUGGGAGAGAGUAAUUCCAUUUUUUUUGUAAGUAAACCUUGCGGAGAGGUUUACUUUUUGUGAACAUUUUUGAAAGGAUGAGACGAAUAUUUUGUUAUUCCAAAUUUUAUUACCUUUUGCAUUCAGGUGCAAGUUCUCAUUCUUGGCUAAUUGAGAAAGGAUUGGUCGAAUUUCUCAAGUGUGCACUUUACUUUAAUGCAGUGUAUAGACCUUUUACAAGGACGUUCUGACCCAUUAACGUAACUAUUAUCUUUGGAUUCGUGCAUAUCUACUGAUAUAAAGUUGCCGUAACUUCAAUGCAUACUAAGUAUAUCAAAAAGUUCGCAAAUGGAAGUGAAAAAAACGGAUUUAUAGUUGUAAAAAUUACUUCUAUACACUUAGUCCAACAAUUCUCUAAGUUAAGGAUCCCGACUCAUUAGUGGUUUUCUGGAAGAUCGGCAAAAUAUCCCGUUAUAUCAUCUAUUACCUCUUCAUUUGGUGAAAAUCGAUAUCCACGCAAGGAUUUUUUGAAGUCUGGGAAAAGUCAGACGUCAGAGGAAGCUAAUUUUUUAAAUAUGAUGUUGCAACAAUUCGAACUUUAGUUCCGUGAUUAUUUUGUGAGCUUUGUAAGCAAGUACAUUGUCUUGAUGUAAAAUUACCUUUUUUUAUUUUCAUGUGAAGCUGCUUCAUAGGAGGUUUGGAGGUAAUCCACUAAUAAAAUUAUUUGGCAACGCAGAAUACCGAUACUAACCCUUUUUAGCUGACUUCUGUACACGAACUCGCUGUCGUGUCGAAAAUUCGGGUGGACACCAGUUAGUUUCUUAUUUCAAUCCAGGAUCAUGGUGGUAGAUCCAGGUUGCAUCCAUGGUGAUAAAUUGGCACACAUUUUUUUUCCUUAGGCGCUCCAAAUGUGGGUGAGAAAGUCGCAUUCGGAUGCGUUUUGUUCCAUUGUUAAAGAAUGCGACACCCAUGCACAGCUUUCUAAAACUUAAAAUGGCAUUUAAGAUAUCCCAGCGGACAGUGUAAGUGAGUUGAGAUAGGUACGGUCUCUACUAAUUUUUCGUGUGUCACUUGAUGAUUUUUUAUAUUUCUUUGUUUUCUUCGUCUUUUCUGUAUUUUUCUUUGUUUUUCUGUACUUUUCUUGUUUUCUGAAUUUUAUGCACUUUUUGGGCGUUCUGCACGUGGAUCAUUUUCAAUGCUUGUACGACCACUUUAAAAUUCACCAGUCCAUUUAAAAAUCGUUUUCGAAGGAGCAGAUCCGCCUAACGCAUUCACGUUUUCGGUAUAAAUCUCCAUUGGCAUCAAUUUUGUUUUUACAAAAAAUUAAUAAGCGCACGAUGUUUCCCAUUGUGGCAAAACGCCACCUUAGAAAAGCUGUAAACGAAAACAUAAUUGCCAGAUCGAGUUGAAAUUCAGAGAAUCCUUUAAUGAUAAAUGGAAUGUUAAAAUAUUAUCUAAACCUUAGUUCUGAUAUCGACGGAUAGAUAGCGUUCCGCGAACUUCUUAAUACACCUAGUAAAUCCUUUUUUAUCAUCGCUGAAUUUGAGCGUUUGCUCACUUACCAUACCGUUCCAAUCUUCAGAGUGAUUUCUGUACUUUGCAUACAAUUUGAAUUUCCAGGCAUUUUCGAAGUUUAGUUGGUUUUGCAAUAAUUACUCUUGAGUCAGUGGCUCAUUUACCUAGCUCUCUCUUCAAAUACUUGAUAUCGAUAUUUAAUUUUUUAAAUUAGCCAAAAUAAAAGUAUGUGAAAGAUGUAAUUUUGUUUCUAUUCCAAAUUUGUAUUUAAUGCAAUUGUUUCUCAAGUAAAUAUAUUAUACUUGUAUAAAAUAAGUAAGCUAAGCCGAAGUAUCAUGAUUUUUUCGAAUAAAAUGAUAAUCAAGUAAUGAACUACAGUUUAAAAUGGACACAAACAUUUGUCCCCGGAGAACUCUUAAACUUCCCAACACGACAGAGGCAAGUGAUCGCCUCGAAAUAUACGUAUGGUGUGUACCAAGGUCCUAUACCGGAUGUAAUCGUGUCUGCUCUUAUAUUAAUCAGUAGUUAUACUUCUUUGAAUAUAAAACACGUUUGGAAAAAAGCUGUGAAAAAUUAUUUUAGUCAUAUUGCGGAGCCAUAUACUUACGUUUCACAAUGUUUUUGAGAACAGAUUUUGGUUGAUGAAGAGUUCAGAAUAAAAUUUGUGUUUCCACGUUGUGUUGCUGGUGCAAAGCACAAAGCCAUGAUGUAAAUUCCAUUCAUACUUAGUUCCAUGGAAACAUUUAUAUUGAUGUAUCUACAUAUGUGCUUUAUUUAUAAAACUAAUAAAUCUAUGUAAUUACAUCA